AUGGCUCUCCCUUUGCACGAUCUCGAGCUUUUCAGCAAAGGUGGAACAGCUCCCACAACGCUAGAAGAGCAUCAGAAAGAGGUUGAGAAAGUUGCAGCAAGCGUUAGAGGCUUCUACGAGCGCGGCGAGAAGUUUCGCAUGUUCCAUGACGGCACAAACAGCACGAGGAAGUCAGCAGUGGGCAGAGAUCCCAGGAAAGUCGUGGAUACCAGCAGAUUGAAUCAUGUCGUUCGCGUUGAUACCGAGAAACGUACGGCGUUGGUUGAGCCGAAUGUACCAAUGGAUCGAUUGGUCGAGGAGACAUUGAAAUAUGGUCUUGUACCACCUGUGGUCAUGGAGUUCCCGGGCAUCACUGCUGGAGGUGGAUACUCGGGCACUUCAGGCGAAAGCAGCUCUUUCAAGCACGGCUUCUUCGAUCAGACCUUGAACGAGGUGGAGAUUGUGCUCGCGAACGGAGAGGUCACGACGGCAUCAGAAAGCAAGAAUGCAGACCUAUUUCGAGGAGCAGCUGGUGCAGUGGGGACUUUGGGAGUUACCACCAUGGUCGAAUUGCGGCUUCAUCCCGCUACGAAGUUCGUCGAGACUACGUACCAUCCCGUGAAGAGCAUGCAGGAAGCUAUAUCGACUCUACAGGACUUCACAUCUCGCCCUGAAGACUUCGACUACAUUGACGGCAUCAUGUACUCUCAGAAGAGUGGCGCCAUCGUCACAGGCCGUAUGACAGACACUCCGAACCCCGAUCUCACGGUACAACGUUUCAGUGCGGCCUCAGAUCCCUGGUUCUAUCUCUUUGUUCAAGAUCGCAUCGCUAAGAAUCCACAUCCUACUUCGGAUGCUAUUCCGCUGCCAGACUACCUCUUCAGAUACGACAGAGGCGGUUUCUGGGUUGGUAAAGCGCCUUUCACAUAUUUCAAAGGCGUCCCAUUCAACAACGUCACCCGCUGGUUCCUCGACGACUUCCUUCACACGCGCAUGCUUUACAAAGCCCUCCAUUCCAGUGGUCGGUCGGAGCAGAUGAUCGUGCAAGAUCUUGCACUGCCAUAUCCUACUGCUGUUGAGUUCGUGGAGAGGAUGGACGAAUCGCUAGGCAUCUGGCCACUCUGGCUUUGUCCGCUAAAGCAGAGUCCACACCCUACGAUGCAUCCGCACUAUCAGGAAUUCGAAGCAGACGGAAAGACACUGAAACCCAUGUUGAACAUCGGACUAUGGGGCCAAGCACCAGCAACCCACGAAGGCUACAUCGCCGCCAACAGAACCAUCGAAAAGACGCUCCAGGAACUCAGAGGAAUGAAAUGGCUCUACGCGCAAACAUACUUCUCCGAGAACGAUUUCUGGAAAGACUUCGACAAGAGCUGGUACGAUUCUUUGCGCGAGAAGUACCACGCUACAUCUCUGCCGAGCGUCUACGAGAAGGUCAGAGUCGAUGUAGAUGCUGAGCGUCAGGCAAAGCAGAAUGCGCCGUGGAGCAAGCGACUGCUGGACGUGUGGCCCUUGGCGGGCUUGUAUGGCUUGAGGAAGUCUAUCCAAAGCAAGGACUACUUGCUCGCGAGGAAUGCUUCGUGGAAGGAUUGGGUUCCUAGGUCAUGA
Zasmidium cellare ATCC 36951 is the source of this 1587-nucleotide messenger RNA. RefSeq lists its product as uncharacterized. Gene Ontology annotation, biological process: steroid metabolic process. NCBI's taxonomy places the organism in Eukaryota, Fungi, Ascomycota, Dothideomycetes, Mycosphaerellales, Mycosphaerellaceae. Gene Ontology annotation, cellular component: cytoplasm; membrane. The record is from RefSeq and is a predicted model, not a curated record. The coding region runs from base 1 to 1587 and encodes 528 amino acids. Gene Ontology annotation, molecular function: Delta24(24-1) sterol reductase activity; FAD binding. The transcript is spliced from 2 exons.